AUGCCGCUGGACCUCAAGGCUGAAGAGGAACGUGCCAUUUAUCGUCUUAUCCAUGAAAGGCAAGACGUAAAAAUUCUGGACACUGGAUUGGAUGAUCUAAGCAUUGAGCCCAGAUCACAUAUCCACUCAAGGCACCCGACAAAAGCGAAGCAGUUCAAGUGGACAAAACAAUCUCCAACUGGGAAAGCACUUGAGUUUUUCUCGGACGGUUCAAAGAUACAAGACAAGGUAGGCGCGGCAUUCAUUGCCCUCCACAACAAUGAACCACUGUUCAAAGCAGCAAAACGAUUGAGCGACCACGCUACUGUCUUCCAAGCGGAGUCACGCGCCCUCAAAGAUGCCGCCCUCUGGGCAGGACAAUUCAGAGCGAUGGAUAUUCACUUCUACACAGAUAGUAUGAGCGUACUCCAAUGCCUCAAUAAGACUGGGGUUAUUCCCGUCCACAUUGAAGCACUCAAGGAGAUCCUCUCUACACUAGGCGACCUCAACAAAGUAACACUCCAUUGGAUAAGAGGCCAUCAAGGCACAGCCGGAAACGAAUACGCCGACAGACUGGCUAAAGACGCCACCAACUUCCCAACAAUAGACUGCCCUACUCCUCUCUCCGAAGAAGCAGCAAAACAAAAGAUUCAGACAAUACUCCUGGACUACUGGCAAGACCGCUGGGACACAGCCGACACCGGCCGCUAUACCCAUGCCAUCUUCCCACAAGUCAAGCUGAAGAGAUUAAAGUCCGAUUUUUACAUCUUACAGGGACUUACCAAUCACGGACGGUUUCCAUAUUACUUCACAAGAUUCUUCCGCCGCUCUCUGGAAUGCAGCUGCGGGACUCCAGCAACAGCAGCAGAUGCCAAGCAUUAUUUGACGAUCUGCCCCUUCACCAAAGACCUGCGAGCAAGACACUUCUCAUCCUUAGGACAAAACAUGGACCUCCGCAAGAUCUUCACAGAUUACUAUGGCCAAAGAGGAGCUCGAGAAAUCAUCAAGUUCGUCAACGAACAUCAGAGGGAUAUGAUAACUGAAAGCUAA
Messenger RNA from Stegodyphus dumicola, 1029 nucleotides. RefSeq lists its product as uncharacterized. The record is from RefSeq and is a predicted model, not a curated record. Lineage: Eukaryota; Metazoa; Arthropoda; Arachnida; Araneae; Eresidae.